UGGACCCUGGCACACUGCGCCAUGGAGAGACGGUAAUUAUCGCCCUGGUAACCGUCUCCGUGCUGGCUGUGGUCGCUGUAGCAGUCUUCUUUGGUUACCGCAUGAUGCACGGAGAUGGUAAACAAGGCCUGCACAAUCUGAAUAUGAUGGAAGCUGCUGGCUCCGAGAGCUCUCUGGACCUCGACAAUCUCAAACUGCUGGAGCUGGUCGGGCGUGGCAGAUAUGGCACCGUGUACUGUGGCUCUCUGGACGAGCGGCCCGUCGCUGUGAAGGUGUUUACCGCAGCCAAUCGGCAGAACUUCAUCAACGAAUGCUCCAUCUACCGCCUGCCCCUGCUGGAGCACGACAACAUCGCUCGGUUUGUUGCUGCCGAUGAGCGGACGGGCCCUGAAGGACGUACGGAGUACCUGUUGGUGCUGGACUACUAUCCACAUGGGGCUCUGAGCCGCUACCUGGGCAUCCAGACCAACGACUGGAUCAGCAGCUGCCGGCUGGCUCACUCGGUCACCCGGGGCCUGGCGUACCUGCACACGGAGCUCUACAAAGGAGACUUGUACAAGCCUGCCGUUUCCCACAGAGACCUGAACAGCCGCAACGUUCUGGUCAAAACGGACGGCACGUGCGUCAUCGUUGAUUUCGGCCUGUCCAUGAAGCUGACGGGGAACAGGCCGACGCGCCACGGAGAGGACGAAAACGCUGCCAUAAGCGAGGUGGGCACAGUUCGCUACAUGGCUCCAGAGGUCCUGGAAGGUGCGGUGAACCUGAGGGACUGUGAAUCGGCGCUGAAGCAGGUGGACAUGUAUGCCCUGGGCCUGAUCUACUGGGAGAUCUUUAUGAGAUGUACCGACCUUUUCCCAGGAGAGUCUGUGCCAGAGUACCAGAUGGCCUUCCAGGCCGAGGCAGGGAACCACCCGACGUUUGAGGACAUGCAGGUCCUGGUGUCCAGAGAGAAGCAAAGGCCCAAAUUCCCCGAGGCCUGGAAGGAGAACAGCCUGGCCGUCCGCUCCCUCAAGGAGACGAUGGAGGACUGCUGGGACCAGGACGCCGAGGCUCGCCUCACUGCUCAGUGCGCUGAGGAGCGCCUCGCCGAGCUGCUGCUCAUAUGGGACCGCUCCAAGUCCGUCAGUCCGACGCUGAACCCCAUGUCCACCACUCUGCACAACGAGAGGAAUCGUAUGACCCCAAAAUCUGGUCCGUACACCGACCACCCCUCCAGCUACAUUGAAGAGCACGAGGGUGUAGUUAAGAACAUGCAGGUGGACUCCAGCAGCUCCACCACCAGCAGAGCCGGGGCCGGAACCGGAGAGAGGAACAGGAAUUCCAUCAACCAGGAGCGCCAGCAGCAAGCCAACGCCCGUCUGCCGAGCCCAGAGGGCAGCAGCACCAGCGUGGGCCUGCGGGGCAGCCCCUCAACCUCCACCACCACCGUCAUCUCCGAGUCUGAGGGGCCCGCGGGAGCCAGCACAGUCCCCGUCUGCCUACAUCUGACGCAGGAGGAUCUGGAAACCACCAAGCUGGAUCCUAAAGAGGUGGACAAGAACCUGAAGGAGAGCUCUGACGAAAACCUAAUGGAGCACUCCCAGAAGCAGUUCUGCUCCCCGGACCCACUGAGCCCCGGCAAUUCCAGCCUGCUGUACCCCCUCAUCAAGAUGGCCAGUGAAGCCUCGGGAUCGUCGGAGCCCCCUGCGACCAUGCCCGCCGCCAUCUUCCCCCUGCCCAAGCAGCAGAACCUGCCAAAGAGGCCGUCCAGUCUGCCCCUGCGGAACAAGCCCGCCAAGAAGGAGUCCUCCUCGCUCAGGUUCAAGUUCGGACGCUCGGGGAAGUCCAACUUGAGGCAGGUGGAGGGAACAAAGAUCAACACGGGUGCGGUGGCUGGCACAAACACUGUCGAGGCGCACGCGGGCACCAACAACGUACCCGUGCUGCGAGAGGUGCACGUCAACGGCGGCAUCAACGGAGUCGUCAACGGAGCCGUCAACAGAGCCGUCAACGGCCACGCCGGCGGAGGCAUGGCAACGAUGGCGGCGGGGGGCAACGGACUGACUCAGAACGGAUCGGCGGCCCUGAGGUCCGACGACAGCCGGCUCAGCCUCGGCGUGAUCACAGCCAGCCCCGACGAGCACGAGCCGCUUCUGAGCCGAGAGCGAGAGCCGCCCGACUCGAGGGACGGGUCCUCGAGCGCGAGCGCCCUGCGCUCGGCCCGGCCCAACACCAACAACAACAACAGCAACACCGGGCGCGGCCAGGGGGAGGGCGGCAGCGGCGGGGAGAGCGACGCCGGAGAGGAGGAGGGCACUGCGGAGGGAGGGAGCAGGGAGACUAUGGGAGGCGAAAGCGCCGGGUCGGGGUCCACUGCAGCAGACCCCCCAAGGGAGGCUACGGUCAUCAUGAGAGGAGAAGCUCUACUCAGGCAGCCCAGGACUCGCCGUCCGGAGAGACCCAACUCCCUGGACCUGUCCUUCACCACACAGGACCUGACCUCUCUAGGGGGGGGCGUGGCGCCGCCUGACGGAGCCUUGGGGACAGCGGAUAAAAUCAAGAAGCGGGUGAAAACGCCGUACUCCCUGAAGAAGUGGCGACCCACCACGUGGGUCAUCUCCACGGACGCCCGGGGGCCCGAAGUCAACAACAACAACGGGUCCACCCGGGCUCACAAUCAGAACGGACCCAAGUCCAGCUCGGCCAUCUAUCUGCAGGGCGGGGGCGGCGACACGCAGGUGUGAACCGGACCAGACAGAAACCCCUCGCCCGUCGGUUCUGAUGUGUACAGCGAUUAGGUCCGUCCCUCCCGGCAUUGCUUUAAAUGGAAUCCAGCUAUGCAGCUUCUUCUUCUUCGUUUUUCUUAAUCUGUUCGUUUCAUCGUGAGCUUAGAAAUGUUUGUUUUUUUUACUUCUUACGUGCACUUUGAACCCAUUCGAAUCAGUGUUUCCAAGUCCCGUCUGUUGCGACCGUAACAAAAAGUGGUCUCUAAACUUUAAAAAAAAAAAAAAGGCGAUUAAAAACAAUCAACACUAAGAGCGAGACCGAGCUCUGUAAACAAAUAACGUCUUAAAGACAGAACAAGCUACUUUUUAUUGUUUUGAUCCUUGAUUUGUAUGCAAUACCAUUGUCUUGAACAUGUAUCCUUUUUUUAAUGUAUCAUACUUUUUAAAUUGUGCAAUAGGAUGUAGGUUUUUUUUUUUAAGCUUUUUUUUUUAUCUUUAGCUUUUGUUAAUCUUCGUUGCACUUAACUGUCACAAUCGUUUUCGUAAAACACUUCUUCACCUCCCGAGAGAAGAAUACGGACGACAAUCCUCUCCUUCGACUCCGGGCCGUCUUUAGGGGGGACACGAACACUUGAUCCGUUCCUGGUUGGUGGAUUAUCUCGGCUCGCGCUGCAUCGCAACAAACUGAGCCGGGUUUUUAUCGCUACAAUCACCCGAAUCCCGUACGGAGCGAUCUGUUACAGCGGCUGCACCUCACUGUGGACGGAACACUACAAAACACUUUGUAUCCAUCAUCAAACUUUAAAAAGAAAAGGAGAAAUAAAAACUCUGAAGCACGCUGGAUAUUAUUUCUGCUUCUCACCUUCAUCCCGUGACGUCCGAGCGACUGAGUCACCCGUAUGUAUGUACGUGUUUUUUUCUUUAUACGUCGUUGGACUUCGAGAAAGUCUAGGCGUAGCGCUGUACAUGUGUGCUAAAACAUCGUUCUUAUUCCGUUUUGUCAGAGCUGCUCCAGGGCACAUGGCGAGAUCUCAUUUAUGUUUUUGUAAUCUGUACUUUGUAUUAAAAAAAACAAAAAAAACGUGUAUUGCAUUAAUAUUUGCAUAAUUUUUAUGGAGCUCUUGUGCAUUCAGUGGACACGACCUUCGAUUCCAUUGCUAUGCGUCUGCUCGGUACAGUUUCUGUAAACAUUUUCACCUCAUUAUGGCAGAAAAUAUCAAUAAAUAUAUGAAAUA
Molecule: messenger RNA, 3940 nt
Organism: Nematolebias whitei (Rio pearlfish)
Lineage: Eukaryota; Metazoa; Chordata; Actinopteri; Cyprinodontiformes; Rivulidae
Gene: bmpr2b
Product: bone morphogenetic protein receptor, type II b (serine/threonine kinase)
Biological process (GO): vasculature development; cellular response to growth factor stimulus; protein phosphorylation
Cellular component (GO): plasma membrane; signaling receptor complex
Molecular function (GO): transforming growth factor beta receptor activity; ATP binding
Source: RefSeq, a predicted model, not a curated record